GUACGUAAUGACGUAGUGUUGUAGGCAUAGCUGUGAUGGCAGCCGUGGGCUGACAUCGAUACAUUACUGAAUAUAAACUAUUUAAAAGUUAGCGAUAAAACCCCGACACAGUAGCGUAGAACAAAUAAAGUGUUUCUGAUAGUACACAAUUAAAACACACACCCGGCCGGUUCGGGGAACGUCUUUUGCAGGAAAGCACAUUGGGUCUAUAAACCACCUCUCAUGUGAAGGCUUCUGUCUUUCUGGCAUUUUUCUCCUUGCAUGGUAAAGUGGCACUAUGCCCGCAGCUACUGUGGAUCACAGCCAAAGAAUAUGUGAGGUUUGGGCCAACAACCUGGAGGAGGAGUUGAAGAGGAUUCGAAAUGUCAUCCGAAAAUACAACCAUAUUGCUAUGGAUACAGAGUUUCCAGGUGUUGUAGCCAGACCCAUCGGAGAGUUCAGAAGCAAUGCAGACUAUCAGUACCAGCUACUGCGCUGUAAUGUGGAUCUGCUCAAGAUUAUCCAGCUGGGCCUCACGUUUAUGAACGAACAAGGGGAAUAUCCUCCUGGGACAUCAACAUGGCAGUUCAAUUUUAAGUUUAACCUCACAGAAGAUAUGUAUGCACAGGACUCCAUUGAGCUCCUGACCACCUCAGGGAUCCAGUUCAAGAAGCAUGAGGACGAAGGCAUCGAGACGCUGUACUUUGCCGAGCUGCUAAUGACAUCAGGAGUGGUGCUCUGUGAUGGGGUCAAGUGGCUGUCUUUUCACAGUGGCUAUGACUUUGGAUACCUGAUCAAAAUUCUGUCCAAUGCUAACUUGCCCGAGGAGGAGGUGGACUUCUUUGAGAUUCUCCGCUUGUACUUUCCAGUUAUUUAUGAUGUCAAGUACCUCAUGAAGAGUUGUAAAAACCUGAAGGGCGGGCUGCAGGAAGUAGCUGAGCAGCUGGAGCUGGAGAGGAUCGGACCACAGCAUCAGGCCGGCUCUGACUCUUUACUCACAGGCAUGGCUUUCUUCAAGAUGAGAGAGAUGUUCUUUGAGGAUCAUAUCGACGAUGCAAAGUACUGUGGGCACUUGUACGGGCUCAGCUCUGGCUCUGCCUACGUCCAGAACGGAACAGGGAACGCUUACGAAGAGGAGGCUAACAAGCAGCAGUCGUGACAUCACUCUCAAACUUCCCAUCCUGCUGUUCACACACACACACUCAGUGUGGCACUGGAGCAGGCUUUUACCAACUGGAUGAUAAUAAUGUAGGAAAAGAAAGACAUACACACAUCAUUUAGCAAGCUGCUUCUCAUAGCCUUUGCUCACCUUAGAUCACUGAAAAUGAUCAAAAAAUGACCCAGCUGGCCUCACACACGCCCCCUGCUAGCUGUGUGUGUGUGUGUGUGUGUGUGUGUGUGUGUGUGUGUGUGUGUGUGUGUGUGUGUGUGUGUGUGUGUGUGUGUGUGUGUGUGUGUGUGUGUGUGUGUGUGUGUGUGUGUGUGUGUGUGUGUGUGUGUGUGUGUGUGUGUGUGUGUGUGUGUGUGUGUGUGUGUGUGUGUGUGUGUGUGUGUGUGUGUGUGUGUGUGUGUGUGUGUGUGUGUGUGUGUGUGUGUGUGUGUCAGAGUUUAGUCUUUUAAUCCUAUGAAGCAGUUUAGACAGUCUGGUUGGGUCAGUUCAAUUUAACAUGCUUGAAAAGAUGGGAUUUUAGUUUUCCUAAGAUGUUCUGUAGACAUGUUUUGCACUUUAAAGCUCUAACCUGAUUUUAUAUGGAAAGCUGAAAAUGUUUCUGGUGUUUCUCUCCUCUUUGUUGCCUUCUCUAUGUUCCUUGUUUUACAUCGUGAACAUGUCAAAGUUUAACAUCACCACACUCAGCCUUAAUAUAAGCUGCAUUCUUAGCUUUUAAACUUUUAAUUUAUUGUGCUGCUUAUCUGACAUGGAAAAGAUGACCUGAUAAACACUAAGACUCCACAUGGUGGUACUCUCGCCCCGUUCACUUUUUGUAUGAGGAUGAGAAAGGGAGCUCUCAGUGAGCGUGUUUACCUGCACAUGAACAUCUCAUUGAAGUUUAUUUUGCCUUUUGUACAUAUGAAGUGAAUGUCAAAUACACUCUUAGCCCACUUGGAGAAGCCUUUAAUUUACUUUAGUUUGCAUCUGGUACAGAGAUCCUACAGGGGAAACCUGAAAACCAUUUCUUCUUGAUCUGUGUAGGUUCUCAGUCUUCCAGGUCAUGGUGAAGUGGAAGCUUGAUCCAAAGACAACUGGACUUGAUUGAAGAUCUUGAAUACGUUUCGUAAAGCCUUUCAGAGGAGCGCUGAAACGUCUUCAGGAUCGUCACCUAAGUCCAGUUGUCUUUGGCUCAAGCUUCAUUUUUCUUCAUGAUCUAUCAGCUGCUGAUUUUCACUUUCUAGUCCUGAAAAUGUUCAGAGAAGUCUUAUGCAAAGAGUUAUAUCCAGUAUGUACUAAAGCAUACAGAGUUUUCAUUUGAGGAAUGUGGAUACUUUGUGCAUAUAAACACCCUCAUUGACACAAGCACACACUUAAGACGUCUGCAACGCCUCUACAUGGUCUUGUUCCGGUUUAAACUGAAUUCAGCCGAGCUUGAAAAAAGAAAUUAAAAAAAGCGUUUCAAAUACUUGCCUGCUUUAGGAGAAGUUGCCCUGAACUACUCUGUUGAGAGUAUAUUUUCAUUUUUUUUAAUUGAAGCGAAGGUUUUGUAGAGUUUUAGUGUUGUAAUAAAAGAAGAAAAACACUUUUUCUCAUGAGAAGGAAAAAAAACAAACAUGUUGCUUUUGAAACAUGCGACUUUCUGUUCCAGUCGAGUUCAUUUCACCUGACGUUCUGACCAUUGAAUGGCAUUUGUUUUUGUAUUGUUUUCCUUUUCACCCAUGCUGCGUUGAACAGCCGCAUGUACUAAGAAGUUUGAAUAAAUGCUGAGGUGUGAUGGCACUCUGAACGCUCACAGGUGUGUUGAAGUGUAGGUUCAUGACUCAUUAAGCUUGCACUGCGUCAAACUGACCACUUCCUUUCUGCAGCACAUCUUCCACAAGUUAAAGAAUUAUGCAAUAUUCAAGAGCAUUGUUUUUAGAUUAUAAUGUAAAUAAAGGCUUGACAAUUUUCUACCAUAA
Labrus mixtus (cuckoo wrasse) is the source of this 3087-nucleotide messenger RNA. RefSeq names its product CCR4-NOT transcription complex, subunit 7 (gene cnot7). Gene Ontology annotation, cellular component: CCR4-NOT core complex; P-body; CCR4-NOT complex. Bases 278 to 1138 code for a protein of 286 amino acids. The record is from RefSeq and is a predicted model, not a curated record. The transcript has 7 exons. NCBI's taxonomy places the organism in Eukaryota, Metazoa, Chordata, Actinopteri, Labriformes, Labridae. Gene Ontology annotation, molecular function: poly(A)-specific ribonuclease activity; nucleic acid binding.